UUUACCUUAUGGCUCUAGUACGGACCGGAGGUUAGCGCAAUACUAGCUACCGAAGUGGGUGAAGGCUAUAUUGGAGAGAUGGAGGAAAGACUACGAGUAAUGAGAAAACAUAGUACUUCAUUUGAAUUUUGUAGUAUUUUAAAGUCAACUUUAUCAGAAGUCGAUUACCUUUUAAAUAAAGCUGUUUUAAUGCAACGUCAACUGUAUUAGUCGAGCUAGCUAGGUACAGUAAUUUUUAUGUUGUUACUCUAGCAUGUUAGCCUACUGUGGCUAGCUAGUGCCGGGAUUGAAUGAUACACUACUAGUGAUAUUGCUGCUAUUACACACUUUUUAAUUUCUAUGUUACGAAAUUCCUCCCGAUCAAACGCAGUUUGCUAACUGGCUAGAAUCAUAUAUAGUUACCGUUAGCCAGCGAACUAAAAAGAAAAGUAAGAUACCACCAUUAUCUACUGUAGCCAAGUCGUUAGCUAAGUUUAGCUAGCGAAAUACGUUACGGGCCUGGAAUGGAGCCAGGUGAUUUGCGUGAGAGCCCAGCCGGCUCCGGAGACCCAGAAGUGGUCGAAUGGAGGGAAGAGACCCUGGGUGAGGAUGCUGAGGCGAAGGUCAGGGAACCAAAUGACAAGGAGAUUGAUGGAGCUGAAAAUAUGCUAAAAGAAAAAGGUACCUGCGAGGAAGAGUUGAUAGAGAAAGAGAAGAAAGGCGAACUACUCAGUCCAUAUGAAGAGGAAUUGGAUCCCAGAAUUCAGGAGGAGUUGGAACAUCUCAAUGAGGCGAGUGCAGAGAUCAACCAACUCGAACUGCACUUGGAUGAGGCCAGAUCGGGUUACAGAAAGAUCCUAACGGACUCGGCCAGAAAACUUAACGCCCACAGCUCCCAGCUUGGUACUUGCAUUGAGAAGGCCAGGCCCUACUAUGAGGCUCGUCGACUUGCCAAGGAGGCUCAGCAGGAGACUCAGAAGGCAGCGCUGAGUUACGAGCGGGCGGUCUCCAUGCACACCGCUGCCAGGGAGAUGGUGUAUGUGGCAGAGCAGGGUCUCAUGGCCGACGGCAGGAAUACCCUGGACCCAACCUGGCAGGAGAUGCUGAACCAUGCUACUUCCAAGGUGAACGAGGCAGAGGAGGAGCGUCUGCGUAGCGAACGGGAGCACAUGCGCGUCACCCACUCUUGUCAGACUGCUGAGGCUCGUGUCCAGACGCUGCAGAAAUCUCUGAAGAGGGCAAUUGUCAAGUCCAAGCCUUACUUCGAGCUCAAGGCCCAGUUCAACUAUAUACUGGAGGAGCAUAAAACCAAAGUGAUGGAGCUGGAGGAGCAUGUGGCCAAAGUUAAGAACCGCUACUCUGUCGCCCUGCGCAACCUUGAGCAAAUCAGCGAGGCCAUCCACGCCCAGAGAGACCAAGCUAAAGGUGGUCCAAGUGUGGUCUGCUGUGGGCGGAGUCCUCCUGUUGGGGCGGAGUCGGACAGCGGGGUGUGCGGCGCAGAAGGCGGGCCGUGCGGAGGAGACGUGAUGGAGACUGACAGGGUGGAGGGAAGUGGAGCGGCAGAUAAGACGGAUGAGCUGGUGGAGAAACACAGGGAGAAGGAAUGCGGGCAGGAGAGGCCCGAAACACAUGGGGAGAGAGCAGGGUCUGAUUCCCUCUCUGUCUUCAGCCUGCAGACCAUCGCCUCCGACCUGCAGAAAUGUGACUCCGUUGAACACCUCGGGGACCUCAGCGACGUCGGCAGUCUUCCCGGGGAGGAUGCCGAGAAGGAGCGGGAGGAGGGGGGCGGGGGGAGGGCCCGGGAAAGAAGAAACGGGCAGAUGGAGCGCCAACAGCAGUUCCUGAAGCAACACCACAGGAGCUUCAGCUUGUGAGAAUCUAGUCUAACUAGCUCAUUAUCCUGUUAACAGACUAAAAUAUACAUAUAAAAUAAGAUUUUCGGUAUGUGAAACAUUUAAUCAGGUGUGGAUGAUAGUCUUAACAAGCACAGGUACGCCGACAUGUACGACUGACAAUAUAAGGAGCCUGACCGGUUUGGCAUUAUAUUACCACACUCCUAGAAGUGUACAAACCCAAUUCCAAAAAAGUUGGGACACUGUACAAUUGUGAAUAAAAACAGAAUGCAAUGCUGUGGA
Esox lucius (northern pike) is the source of this 2114-nucleotide messenger RNA. It is a transcript of the gene sh3bp5la, whose product is annotated as SH3-binding domain protein 5-like, a. The transcript is spliced from 6 exons. Gene Ontology annotation, biological process: negative regulation of protein tyrosine kinase activity; intracellular signal transduction. Gene Ontology annotation, cellular component: cytoplasm. The coding region runs from base 504 to 1853 and encodes 449 amino acids. The record is from RefSeq and is a predicted model, not a curated record. Lineage: Eukaryota; Metazoa; Chordata; Actinopteri; Esociformes; Esocidae. Gene Ontology annotation, molecular function: protein kinase inhibitor activity.